GAGAAAAGUAGUAACCAUAAUAUUCCCUUUCAGGACUCUCUCAUUCCUCCCCGCCUCAUUUCAUCCGGAUGUACUGUGUACGGAGUAUAGUUGAUUCUUAUACACUAUUCUUAUACACUAUACUCCGUACAAUGUACUAAAAUUGAUCGGAAAGUGGAGGCGGGGAUGCCCAAUCUCGUGCUUUAAGCGAACGAGAGACAAAAUUAGUAGGUGGGCGGUGGAAUUUUCCUGCGUCGGGAGGCGGAAGUGCGACGGAGCUAACUAUCGGUGCUACUGUUACCAAUCAUCCUCAUAUUACCUGGGCAAUAUUGACAUGAUAUGCCAUGUCUUUUCGUUCUAUUUCGACCUCUGGAGGAUGUGGCUUGUUUUGUGGUUCGGUCUUGCCUGUGUCCGAGCAUGGGAGCUCUAGCUGUAUGUACCGUUGACACUCGCCGGCUAAUCAGCUCUUGUAUUCAUGGACGUGAUGUGUUUGGACAUGGCAGGUCCGAAGUAAGACCUUGCCUGAUUGAUAACAACAUCUAUCAAAGUAACUUAAUAUGUUGUGGUGACAUACCCCGUGCUAUCAAUACGAAUCCAGGCAAACAUGAAUAUAUGCUUCUCCUGGUCACCCGUACUGGGCGCGGAGGAAGCGCUAUUCUUGGAAAAGCAAUGCAAUUGUCAGCCCGCAUCAAGAGCAUCGGGUGAGGGGCGCACUGAUCGCCGCUAACUGCAACGA
Molecule: messenger RNA, 715 nt
Organism: Aspergillus saccharolyticus JOP 1030-1
Lineage: Eukaryota; Fungi; Ascomycota; Eurotiomycetes; Eurotiales; Aspergillaceae
Exons: 1
Coding region: 319-684 (121 amino acids)
Source: RefSeq, a predicted model, not a curated record